GGCGGCCGCUGUGAGAGCGGCGGGCUCGGGGCGGCGCUGAGCCGCCGGCGUUUCCCUGCGCUGCCGCCCAAGGCCGGCGAAGCCAUGGGCGCCGCGACGCCGCCGCCGCCGUCCGGCCCCAGCCUUCCCUGGCAGCUCGACUGCACUGGGAUUGCUUUUCUCAAAUUUCCAUGAUGCUAAGCCAAGAUUGACUUCACCAGCCACCGAGUCCUCACCAUGUACAACCCAGUGUAAUGUCAGUGCUUUCUUCCCAACAAAUUUGUCAUGUACCUAAGGCAUCAGCAAAGCAGAGAGAGAAGUUAAACUUCUAGAGAAAAGUAAUGGACAAUCUCCACAACAGAUGGUAACAAAAAAUAAUCCAGAUGGGGUGCAGAUGCUGUAAAAUGAUACAAAGCUAUCUCUUUGAUCCAGUUCAAGUGCCCUCCCCUGGCUACGUCAACGAAGUCAAUAGCUGCAAGUUAGAUGAAGAAGACACUGUUAAAUUAAAACGCAAACAGAGCAGUGAGGUCCUGGUGCAUAAAAAUGACCUUUGGGGUGAUGGCUUGAAGAGGGCUGCGAGCAGAAGCAGAGCGGGAGGUCCGCAGCAACCCUGCCAGCCUCACCAAGGGCCGCUCCCUCAGGGGGGUACCGGAGGGGACCACUGUGUGGAGAAGACAAGUGGUGCUGUCAAUGGCCUUGGCCCCGCGGCCGCCCUGCCUCCCGCCGGGGAUCCUGGGCCCCACCAGGAUGACAGAGGCUUCUGGGCCAGUACCACGAACAGCGUUCACCCGACUCAACCCUUCCUUGAAGGAGGGGAUGCCAGGGAACAGGGCUGUGUGCCGCCGGCCUCGGAGGAGACCCAGAUCCUCCGAAAUGGGGACUCCAGGGCUCCCACCAAGGCAGAACGUCCCGCUUUGGAAGUACAAGACCCUGUCCUCCAGAUACCGGCCCCGGAUUAUCCUCAGCUGUGGGACUCAGCUGGAGACAGUGUUGACCAUGAAGAAAAGGACUGUCUCUUUCAGAGCCAUGGUGAGGAGCCGCCCCUGAAGGGAAUUCACCCCAGGGCUGGGGAGCAUGGUUUGAAUAUGUCCCUGUCCAUGAAGAGAAGCUGGGAUUCAUUAAAUGAGGCUGGCACAGCAGAAGUUCUGGGUGUCUAUUUUAAAGAAGAGUCCCCUGCUCAGGCCGUGGCUGUGCUCGAUUUGAGAAACAGGUGGGAGGAUGUCCACGGCUCCACCACAGACAGAGGUGGGGAGAUGGCAGAAGAGGACGCAGCGGUGGCCGAAGCCCUUGCGGCUUUAGAAGCAGCUACUGCUGGAGAAGAUGUGGAUGAGACAGAUUAGGGGAGGGAUUUAGCACAGACAAAUAAACUAGCAUCGCACUGCACAUGCGGGCAUGAGUCCCUACCUGAGAUACAGAUGCUCUGUGCAUGCGCUAGUGCUGCCUCCCGGCUGUGGGUGGACACGCAGCAUCUGUCCUGCUGGCAGUGAGUGCCUGUGCCACACCACUGCGUCCACACUGAGAGCAUCACUCGGUAACUGGGCUGUCACUGCAGACACCACAAUUAAAAUCAGGGAGGGCUGAUAUGCCUGUGCCCACAGCACAUGCAGAAAUUAAACAGCCUGUUCACCAGCCUACAGAGCUCCCCCUGAACACCUGGUUCUGGAUAAUUUUGAGAGUGCUCUGAAAUCCCAGGGCUUGAUCCCCACGGCACAGAUCACAGAGCAUUGUUUGACCAUAAAUUAUCCAUCUUGCUUUUGAGAGCCAUAUUGCACCCAACCUGGAAAAGGUAACUUACACAUAUAAAAGUGCCUAGUGUGUUUCCAGAGCAUGCCUUACCUUCAGUGACAGUCCCCCGGAGAACUACUAACUAACCACUUGUUGGACAGUGAGGUAAGCUCAGCAGAAGGGUGGAGCAGAGGCCACCAGUAAACAAAUGGUUAGUCAUUAGCUGUGAUACUAAGUCACCUUGACCUUAACUUUUUUACAUUAUUACUUUUUAAUCUCCUUUGGGAUUGGGGAGGCCAGUCAAAAUAAUUCUUAAAACCACUUAUAUCGUAUUUGGGCUUUAAAUUCAUGAUAUUUGGAGGAGCAGAGAUAGGUAGAGUGUUCUAUGCCAUUUAAUGUCUGAUUCUGAUUAAAAAAUAACAUGUGCGUC
Molecule: messenger RNA, 2134 nt
Organism: Manis javanica (Malayan pangolin)
Lineage: Eukaryota; Metazoa; Chordata; Mammalia; Pholidota; Manidae
Gene: PGCKA1
Product: PDCD10 and GCKIII kinases associated 1
Source: RefSeq, a predicted model, not a curated record